Trypanosoma brucei brucei TREU927 is the source of this 1095-nucleotide messenger RNA. Its product is annotated as inositol-1(or 4)-monophosphatase, putative. The transcript has a single exon. Gene Ontology annotation, biological process: phosphatidylinositol phosphate biosynthetic process; signal transduction; inositol metabolic process. The record is from RefSeq and is a predicted model, not a curated record. Bases 1 to 1095 code for a protein of 364 amino acids. Gene Ontology annotation, molecular function: inositol monophosphate 1-phosphatase activity. Lineage: Eukaryota; Euglenozoa; Kinetoplastea; Trypanosomatida; Trypanosomatidae.
AUGGCUGAGUAUGACAUUAAUUUGGAGGAAGCGCUUGGUGCGGCAAUAGAGGCAGCUCGUAAAGCAGGUGGUAUCAUGUGGGACUUCUACCAGUACCGCCGGGAAACCAUUGCAACCAUAGCUUCAAAAAUGCAAAAAGAUGCCUCUGACAGUGUUGAUGUGUCGUCAGGCACCGAAGCGGUGAAUCCCAGCGUCUCUCAGCUCCUUGACAUAAAGGCCAAAACUUCAACCACAGAUCUUGUCACAUAUUACGACAAACUUUGCGAUGAAGCGAUAAUGAAUGUUCUUCAGCAAUACUCGUCAACGGUUGAAAACCAGAAGCGCGGAGCAGGUUACACUUCGUUUCGCUUCGGUUUUAUUACGGAAGAAAUAUGCCCUGAUAAGCAACUGGAAGACGUACCGACUUGGAUUGUUGAUCCCAUUGAUGGCACUAUGUCGUUUGUGCAUGGGUCGUGCGACUGCUGCGUGAGUAUUGGACUCACCAUAAAGAAGGAAACGGUCCUUGCGGUGAUUUAUUGCCCGUUCCUCCCCUCUAUAAACAAAAACCCCCCAGGACCGACCUCCUCUGGCGUCUACGCUGGUGAGAUGUACACUGCCAUUCGAGGCCAAGGGGCCUUUCUCAAUGGCAGACGCAUAGUCGUGCAGACGGACACUACUCAAGAUGCGGCUAUGGUGGUCUUUGGCUACCCAAUGCGUCCCGUGCUAUCGGCAGAGGAACGGGAGAAAAAUAGCAACGACCUGGAGAAAGCCAGAAAGGAAAAGCACUGCGAAAUGUUAGAUGCUGCAGCACAUAUUCGAAAGAAGCUUGCCAUGUGUCCAGUCCAGGGACUGCGCAGUUACGGCGCCUGUGCACUCAUUUUAGCUUUUGUUGCUUCGGGUCGGAUUGACCUCUACAUGGAGCCCUCCGGCAAGAUAUGGGACGUCUGUGCAGGGAACCUUCUGGUCACUGAGGCGGGGGGUGUCGUGAAAAAUAUAUGGGGGGAUGAGUUCGAAAUGGAGCGGACAACAACAAUCAUCGCAGGUGCAAACGAGAAGCUCGUGUCUUUUGCCGCAGAAAUCUGCAAUGAGGUGAGCUAUGGAAGAUUUUGGCUGUAG